This is a messenger RNA of Rotaria socialis, 996 nucleotides long. The record is from the annotation of a GenBank genome assembly. NCBI's taxonomy places the organism in Eukaryota, Metazoa, Rotifera, Eurotatoria, Philodinida, Philodinidae.
AUGGAUGGUCGUCAAUUUGGAGAUUUUAGACGUGCCGGCAUGUCAAAAUUUCUCAAUGUGAUAUGUCCAGGAUAUCAUGGACCUAGUCGAAAGACAGUUCGUCGUCAACUUGGUUUAUCGUAUCAUAAAUAUCGAAAAGAACUUUGUGCUACACUAGCUUCAGUACGUGCAAUAGCUAUAACAGUGGAUAUACGGACUAAAAAGCAAACUUCAUUUAUUUGUUUAACUGGACAUGCCUUCAACAAGAAGUACGAAUCUAUACCAAUUGUAUUAGGUUUUCGACGACUGUCUGGAGCUCAUCGAGCAAACAACCUAAAAAAUUAUAUCAUUUAUGAAAUGCAACAAUUAGAUAUUGAAGAAAAAGUAUGCGCAAUCGUUAGUGACAACGGAAGUGACAUCAAAAAAGCGAUUAAUGAUAUAAAACCUGGUGAACGAUUUUCGUGUUUUGCACACGACAUUAAUCUUGUAGUAAAAAAUGGAUUGAAAAUAUGGGAGCCUAUAGAAAAGAAAAAACAAAUAACACAAACAACAACAGCAACAAAUGCAUCUAUCUAUAAUUAUGAUAGUGAUGAUGAGAGUAUGUCAGAGCCAGAUCGAGCCGAUAUUCCAGAAGAACUUGAAGAGGAUACAAUUGAUGAAAAGGCAGAAAACGAUGAAAGUGGCGAUGAUGGCGAAGAAGAUGAGGAUUCAACAGGUAGUGAUGAUGGUGUUAGUGAAUAUGAAGAUAUUAUUGAUAUUGAAAGUGAAGAUGAUGAUGAAGAUGAUUACCAAUUUACUAAUCAGAAGGAACAACCAUUAAUUCAACCGUACCAAAUUCAACUCUUGAUUUAUCGAUUAAUCCAUCGAGUGCGAGCUUGUGUCAUAAAUGUCCGUAGUACACGAGCUAUUUGUGAUUACGUAAAAACUCAAGGAAAAUCGAAUGAACCACCAAUUAAAGCUGGACUUGCAACCGAUUUCGAAAUAAGGUGGAAUACCACGUUUAUCAUGAUUGAUUGA